AUGUGUUUCAAAGCAACACCAGCGACCGUUUACCGGAAAUGCGGCCACAAAUCAGAAGGCGUAGAUAACUUACCCUUCAAAAAUCCUCCAGAGGAAUGUCUAAGCAUCGGCCCAUCGCAAGGUCUCGCCUACGCCCUCAACAAAGACAUUGUCCUUAAGCUCCCUUUCCAAUACGAGGUAACUCAAGACACAGAGAUGUCACAUUGCUGGGACCUCUCAAUAGGGAGCUUUGUAGCCAUGGAGAAGGAGGUGGCUGUAUAUGAAGCGUUAAAGGCUGAGCCUCACCCCAAUUUUGCUGGGAUGCUGGCAACAAAUAAGACGGAUUAUCUGUUCUUGGAACGUCUCGAGCCUUUGCAAGAUGCGUGGGAAGGAGCCUCACGGGAAGAACGCCAUCGUUGGGUCCUGGAACUCCUCGCCGCUGUAAGCUGUCUUGAGAAGUUGGACUUCGUCAGCGGCGAUCUUGCAGUCCGCAACAUUGGUGUUGAUGGGGCCAAGAGACUCAAGCUUUUCGACUUUGGAUCAGCGAUUUCGCAAUCCCACUGGGACUAUGCGAAUGAGAUCCCGAGAGACCGCUUCAACUUGUCGACGUGCCUUCAUUUUCUCCUCUCGGGGGUCGAUCCUCUUGCCAACUUGCAUUCGCGUGCAGAGGCGGUCAAAAUUAGAGGGAUGAUGGAAGCUGGCCAAUGGGAAAUCUCAGAAGACGCGUCGAUUCUCGCGGAUAUGAUCCAGGAUGGCUGGACUGGCAAGGUAGAGUCAACCACGUUCAGCGAGCUAUUAGACGAAGCUGCCAGAAUCCUCAAUGUGAAGAGUGAAGGGCCGGCAUGCGACGUAGCGGGAAGCUAUUAUGAAGAACUGGAGGGUCGUUGUCAAGAAUGGCUUCGUUCUGCGCAAAGGGAUCCGCUCUGGAAAACACCUGAUGAGUAUGUAUUGAGUUGCAGGGAGGUAGGGCACGAAGCAGACUUGGACACCUGGCGAUGA
Molecule: messenger RNA, 978 nt
Organism: Fusarium vanettenii 77-13-4
Lineage: Eukaryota; Fungi; Ascomycota; Sordariomycetes; Hypocreales; Nectriaceae
Exons: 2
Coding region: 1-978 (325 amino acids)
Source: RefSeq, a predicted model, not a curated record